AUGGAAAGCGUCUACGUACCGCCACACCUUCGGAAGAAGGUUGAGCCCACAGCGGUAUCAGACGUGCCCACGACACCCGUCGCAAUACCAUCAGCAGUGCCCAGCUGGAAGUUCCAAGAACGGUUCGAUGACGACUUGUACACCGUCCAGGAAAUCCACAACUACUUCUGGGGAGAGGGUGCCGUCACCGAAGAUGCGCAUAACGCUACCCUCCAUUCCUCCGCGACAAACCCGAACGGUCUAUCGUGGGUGCUGUUGUUCAAUGGCGCGAACCCGAAGUGGGAUGAGGACGGAGUUAUAUUCGUCAAGAGCAACCUGAACCUUCUCACGGUAGCCACACCUCCUUCCGAGCCUAAAACAGUAAUCACCGUCGCAGUACCCGCCCAACGACUAGACGAGCCUGGUGAGGACGGAGGUGUCAUGCUACCAACGAGCAGCGAAGUCGCAGAUGAGGAUUACGAGGAGGGCUCAUCGAGUGGAACACCGGAGCCCACCACCACUGAGCCGCUAUCAGAUCACCCCAACGAGAGAGUUCUCAUCGACUACUCUCCAAUCGCCGUCUUUUCUCAGGUCGUCCGACGUGAUAGCCGACCCUUCAAGUUCAUCGGAUGGUACGAGAUAGAACACUUACAAAUACUCGAGCCUGGUUCCCAAGGGCUGCUUCACAUGUUGUGGGACAAGUGGAACCCGAAGGACAAACACGGCAACUAUGUACCAAGACAGCGAGGCUCCGUCAAUUUGAUGAAGAGCAUGUCUUACUCGUGGGCUGUUGUCCAGAUGAAGAAAGACGAAGAAGCUAUGGAGAACAAGGGCGAACCGAAGAUUGAAAGAAUGGGAAAUACCGAAGAUAUGACAGGAGAUAGCGAGGGACAGAGCGUCAAUGAGAUGCUUGCCCAGAUGAGGCUCGAAGGCGAAGGCAACGUGGUGGCGCCCGAGGAAGGGGAGACCUGA
Alternaria novae-zelandiae is the source of this 951-nucleotide messenger RNA. RefSeq lists its product as uncharacterized. NCBI's taxonomy places the organism in Eukaryota, Fungi, Ascomycota, Dothideomycetes, Pleosporales, Pleosporaceae. The record is from RefSeq and is a predicted model, not a curated record. The transcript has a single exon. Bases 1 to 951 code for a protein of 316 amino acids.